AUGUCAACCAUCUCUCCGACCCUCCUUCGUAUCAGCCGGCCGCAAAGCCUUUUCCCCCAACCCGAGUCAAACCCGGCCACUCUCACGACCAGUGGAGAGACUGGCGCCGCCACGACCAACCAGCGCCAUCACCGCCAUAACUUCUCAGAAGACACAGCCCACGAGCUUGGUACCGAGAUUGAGACUACCCCCAACCUGUCACUCCCAUCUUCACCCGCGUUCAGCGGGUCGACGGAAAACCAGCGACAGCCUCUUUCCACAGCACCCCAAGGGCUACUAACUGCAGGCCGCGUCAAGGGACUUGGUGAUGAAGGCUACGAAGCAAUCACCCGCAUCACUCCUCUAUUGACCACGUGUUCUAAUGAGGAUAGUCUGGUGGCUGCAAAGGACGAGGGCUACACAUACCCCGAGAUUAAAAAAAGUAUGGGUUCGACGCCCCCCUGCCGACUCUUCGAAAUGGUUACCGAGCUUUCGAGAAUAAUGGAAAAACACUCGUAA
Molecule: messenger RNA, 498 nt
Organism: Anthostomella pinea
Lineage: Eukaryota; Fungi; Ascomycota; Sordariomycetes; Xylariales; Xylariaceae
Source: the annotation of a GenBank genome assembly